AUGCCCUAACAACACGGUAUGUAUACAACAAUUUGGUAUCUUCCUCUUCCAUACGUCUUUGUGCAAUUUUACAAAAUAAUAGUUGUCGUGUUGUCGGCGGGUUUAGUCGUUUUAACCAAUGAUUCAUAUAUUUGUACGCGUCACUCUAUCAUCAGUUUAAACUAUGCACCCAACAAUUAUUGUACUUGAUUUCUGAAAAACAGUUUUGUAUAUAAAAUGAAUUAAUAUUUGCCAAGUCUAAUUAUGAGUUAGCAAAGCAAACCAUAUGAUACCCGUGAAAACUUAAUAACUUAUGAAAAUCAUAACCUAAAAGAAAAAAAUGAAAACACAUGCACAUAUUCUAGUAAGAUAUAACCUUGUGGUGCACAAAAAAAAACAUAUGACCUUGUGAAUAUGAAAAAGAAAAGUACAACUUUACAAAGCUAAAUUUGCCAAACAUAAAAAAUCCAUUGCAUAUCAUAUGAGCUAAAAAUACACACUAUGUUUAUAAUGUCAUAUAAAACCCUCAUAUUGUUUGGGAAAUAUUGAAAAAUAUAUAUUCAGAUAUUCUUAUAGUACAUAAAUUUUUGUUAAUGUACAACAGUUUUGGUUACUCGAUUUCCAUAAAGGUUUGAAGAAAUAUUUAGAAGAAUCAUGAUACUAAUGAUAAUCUUGUGAUUAUAUAAUAUAAAACAUUCAUGACACCAAUGGUAAUAUAUAUUGUGAAUACAUUAUCAUUUGUAUCAUGGAUCUUCUAGAUCCAUUAUACGUACUCCUCAUGUUGUUUUUUGAAUCACCCGGAUCCUUUUCCAAAACAUUUUAAGGUUUCAUAUGAGGAAAUCAAAAUCAUUUAUAGAAAUAAAAUUUAUGUUUUUAUUACAUAAGAUAUUAACUCAAUUGCAUAAAUUUAUUUCAAAAUUUUCCAAGUUGCUUAAUUGUUUUGUUCGUUUCGUAAUAAUGUGGUCCACUACCGAACGACCAAAGCUAGAUUGAAUAAUGCGUCUAAAUAAUAAAGAAAAAUACUUAAGAUUGUCAAUAACGUAAAUCAUGACCAGUUAUUAAUCAACAAGAAGACGGCCACGUUAUAAAAUUUGUAUUACAGCUAUACAUAUAACAAAUACAUUCACUAUAGAUUUCCGUAACUGUACUUACGUGCACAUAGAUAUUAUCUUCCCUAUAUAUAUAGAGUACAAAGACGUGUUUUGUUUUCGCUCAAACCAACUCAUCUUUUUCUUUAUUUCUCUCCUUAGUCUUCGCUUCUUUUCCAACAAAAAGACUCCAUAGUUAUCUCCACAAGAAACAGAAAAGAUCUAUAGAUAUUUCAAAUCUCAAGCAGCAUUUCUUUUUUGCUCGUAUUUUCCCCAGAAUUUCAGGCAUAAUUAAGCAAGCUCGACGUGACUCUGGUUGCGGGGUUCAUAAUCGCCAGGGGAAUAUUUGCUAAAAAAGAUUAUUAACAAUGGAGGGGAGAUCAAAUUGUGUGCAAAUAGAAUUAGAAGAAGAGCUGCCAACAUUACUGAGAACAGCCACGACAGAAGAAAUGGUUGGCUUUGACAAUUACAAGGAUAAUAAUCUUCCUCUUCCACGCUUCAUCAGUCGCUUUCAUCCUUAUCAUGCAUCCACGACUACUUUGAAUGGUCAAGAAGCAGCAAGAUCAUCAAUGGAAGCUCAUCGUAGCUAUAUUGAGGAUCUCAAAGAGACUGCACCAUGGAUGCAGAUCAAUCAUCAAAGAAAACCAUCACUUUCAAUGCCAACUUCACCAAAUAUUCUCAUGAUAUCCGAUCCGACAUCAACGUCUUCCGACAACAACAACACUGUAUCGACUGGAAAGUCAGUCAAGUUCAUCUCUCAGCCGAUGGCCAAAGUGUCAUCUCUCUACAUAGGAAGCGGCAAUGAUGAUGAUGAUGGUCGUCGUCAUGACAAUCAUCAUCAUCAGCAACAUCAACAACAGAGUGGUCAACUUCAAAAUCAAAACCCGGGGAUGCAUAAGCUUAAGGAUCACAGGUACACCUCGUUCAAGACUUGGUCAGGGAAACUGGAGAGACAGUUUACAAGAAAACCAGCUGCUAUUGAACCGGAGACACCAAACCGGCCUAAGGAGAAUAUAAAUACUAAUGAAGCCAUGCCUGUGGACCGUUACUAUGAUGCCUUGGAAGGUCCUGAAUUAGAGACUCUCCGGCCUCUAGAAGAAAUCGUUCUACCAAGUGAACAAACGUGGCCGUUUCUUCUUCGUUACCCCAUAUCAACCUUCGGUAUGUGCCUUGGAGUGAGCAGCCAAGCCAUAAUGUGGAAAACCCUAGCCACUGCCGAGCCAACCAAGUUCCUCCAUGUGCCCCUAUGGAUCAACCAAGCUCUCUGGUUCAUCUCAGUCGCUUUAGUCUUUACCAUUGCCAUCAUUUACCUCCUCAAAAUCAUCCUCUACUUCGAAGCCGUACGCCGUGAAUACUACCACCCCAUCAGAAUCAACUUCUUCUUCGCUCCUUUCAUUUCAUUACUCUUCUUAGCCCUCGGGGUCCCACCUUCCGUAAUGACAGAACUGCCACAGUUCCUGUGGUACCUCCUCAUGUUUCCUUUCAUCUGCCUUGAGCUCAAGAUUUACGGUCAAUGGAUGUCCGGUGGUCAACGCAGGCUCUCCCGGGUCGCCAACCCUACGAACCAUCUGUCAAUCGUCGGGAACUUUGUGGGGGCGUUGCUUGGUGCAAGCAUGGGACUUAGGGAAGGUCCAAUGUUUUUCUACGCUGUUGGGAUGGCUCAUUACUUGGUUCUGUUCGUGACACUAUACCAAAGACUACCUACCAACGAGACUUUGCCUAAAGAUCUUCACCCUGUCUUUUUCCUUUUUGUUGCGGCCCCGAGUGUUGCUUCCAUGGCUUGGGCUAAGAUCACUGGCUCCUUUGACUAUGGCUCCAAAGUUUGUUACUUCAUCGCCAUUUUCCUCUACUUCUCUUUGGCUGUGCGGAUUAAUUUCUUUCGUGGAAUCAAAUUUUCGUUGUCUUGGUGGGCGUAUACAUUUCCAAUGACCGGAGCUGCAAUUGCAACCAUCAGGUACGCAACAGUAGUGAGGAGCACUAUGACUCAAGUCAUGUGUGUGAUCCUCUGUGCUAUAGCAACACUAGUCGUUUCGGCACUGCUAGUGACUACCAUCAUCCAUGUCUUUGUCCUCGGCGAUCUUUUUCCUAAUGACUACGCCAUAGCCAUCAGCAACCGCCCGAGACGCAAACAGACUAGCCACCACCGGUGGCUCGACCAACUAAGAAACGUAAGCUCAGAGAACAUCGAGAAUUUCUUGAAAUUCACAGACUCCGACAGCAGUCAGAGUAAUGAUCUAGAAGCUGGGAAUGGAAAAAUUCAAGAGAACGAUUCGGCUUAAAAAAAACAUAAACAGUUUUCAUAACCCCUGGUUUAAUCGAGUCAUCGUAUCCAAGUUUUGGUUUUGAGUUGUUGUCAGUGUCUCUGACACAAGUGAGGAACCUAGUAACGUAACUGUUGGUUGCUAUGGUUCUAAUGAGCAUGUGUGAACCAGCAGUAAACCAGUGAAAGCGGUUAUGAGAAUACUGUAUGUAAACUUGUUUUGUUUCAAUAAAUAAAAUAUUUUUGAGGGUUUAUCAUUA
This is a messenger RNA of Brassica rapa (field mustard), 3587 nucleotides long. RefSeq names its product S-type anion channel SLAH3. Gene Ontology annotation, biological process: transmembrane transport; intracellular monoatomic ion homeostasis. Gene Ontology annotation, molecular function: voltage-gated monoatomic anion channel activity. The record is from RefSeq and is a predicted model, not a curated record. Lineage: Eukaryota; Viridiplantae; Streptophyta; Magnoliopsida; Brassicales; Brassicaceae. Gene Ontology annotation, cellular component: membrane.